UGUACAUUGUAUAAGGAAACCCCAGCGGACUCCUUUACGUAGAGGUGCUAACAAGAUGCCAACAUGAAAGACGUCAACAAUGCCCUCAGAGAAGCCCUUGGAAGAGGAAACGGAAAGCAUGGAUGGCUGCCAAUUUUCCUAGAAGAGAAAGUCCCAGGAAGUUCCCAAGAAGGUCACAACACGCCAUGCCCAAGAUCCAGACGCUCCAACCUAGACUGUAGACUGUUAGCUGGUUAAUGUUCAUUUUUAUAACUGGAAAAUUAACCCAUCAGCCUAAAUAAUAAGCAGGUAUGUUUGUAUAACUGGUGGGAGGAGCAGAGGGUUCUCUAUAAGGCUCUGCACUGUUAGUAAUCCAGUCCGCAUAAAGAACAUGUCUCAUCAGCCAUGGUGCAUGUUGGGUGUCCUGUACCUGCAUGUGAGGCAUGAAGCCUGCAUUGUGCGUGUCAGCACAUCCCUGGGCAAACGCGGGAAGGCCAACCUGCCCUUUUAAUGGAGGGAUUAAGCUGAUCAACUGCAUUUUCCUGGAUUACAGCCAGAGAUUAAAGCCAAGGAGAAUGAUGAGGGGGGCGUGGAGAUCUGGUGAACUACAAAAGGAUCUUGCCAAGUGCCACCCUCAUCCUAAAGGUCCCAGUGUUGUGUGACUGUGAACAGGGAUAAGAUCCGCUUCACAGUAGACCAAUUGGGCAGUGAGUUCUGUGCAGCAGCAGCAGCCGUUUGCUCCUCCAGCUGUUAGAGAAAUGGGCAACUCCAACGGGUGCACCGUGGACGACCUGCAGGCGGUGGAGAUGCACCUGUGGUACAAGAAGUUCAUGACGGAGUGUCCAUCAGGGCAGCUCACGCUGCACGAGUUCAAGCAGUUCUUCGGGCUGAAAGGAUUGGACCAAGAGGCCAAUGCCUACAUAGAGCAGAUGUUCCGAACAUUCGACAUGAACAAGGACGGCUACAUAGACUUCAUGGAGUACGUGGCGGCCCUGAGUCUGGUGAUGCGGGGAAAGAUGGAGCACAAGCUUCGAUGGUACUUCAAACUCUACGACGUGGAUGGAAACGGCUGCAUCGAUCGCUACGAACUCCUCAACAUCAUCAAGGUAAGGAGGUCACGCGCCCUUUGGCUCCCAGUUCCCCUAAACCUCCUCCUAGGUUUGAAUCUGACCUGCUGGUUUGAAUCCCUCUCCUCCAGGCCAUCCGGGCGAUCAAUGGGAACGACAAUCAGGAGACGACGGCGGAGGAAUUCACCAACAGAGUCUUUGAUAGGAUUGAUGUCAACGGAGAUGGUGAGCUGUCUUUGGAGGAGUUUGUGGAAGGCGCCCGAAGCGAUGAAGACUUCAUGGAGGUGAUGAUGAAGAGCUUGGACCUGCGCCACAUUAUGGCUAUGAUCCACAACAGGAGGCACAGUGUUUAGGCUCUGCACGUCCCUCAUCUUACCUCACAACUCUGCCUCUUGGGAAAAAAGAAAAGCUCUUCUGUACAGUAAUUUGACUCCACCGUAACGCUGACAUAUCCUAAGUUUAUUCUCCAAAUGAGUGACACUCAUGCACUUUAAACGGGCUUUCUCCAGUGUUUAUCCUGGGUUAAUA
Molecule: messenger RNA, 1574 nt
Organism: Cyprinodon variegatus (sheepshead minnow)
Lineage: Eukaryota; Metazoa; Chordata; Actinopteri; Cyprinodontiformes; Cyprinodontidae
Gene: guca1aa
Product: guanylate cyclase activator 1A
Exons: 3
Coding region: 738-1334 (198 amino acids)
Molecular function (GO): calcium sensitive guanylate cyclase activator activity; calcium ion binding
Source: RefSeq, a predicted model, not a curated record